Messenger RNA from Triticum aestivum (bread wheat), 765 nucleotides. Its product is annotated as 2'-deoxymugineic-acid 2'-dioxygenase-like. The transcript has a single exon. Lineage: Eukaryota; Viridiplantae; Streptophyta; Magnoliopsida; Poales; Poaceae. The record is from RefSeq and is a predicted model, not a curated record. Bases 1 to 765 code for a protein of 254 amino acids.
AUGGCGUCUGUUUCUGAAAAGGGGUCAGGAGACACUACUACAGUUGAAUACCAGCAUUAUGAUAGAAGCUUCAGCACCUUCUACGACAGUGGCGAGACCCGGUACUGGCACGACUACAUCAAGUUCCGCGGCUACCCGGCCUCCAACCAGAACGCGCGCCAUUGGCCGUCCAAGCUGGUGAACUUCACGCCAAGCCUCGUCGAGUACUCUGCGGCGGUGCACGAGCUGGCCCAGACCAUCCUCUGUCUGAUCGCCGAGGGGCUGGGCCUCGACGGCACCUUCUUCAGCGGCAACCUCAGCCGCGGCGACACGCACAUGAGCAUCAACUACUACCCGCCCUGCCCGGACCCAACCCUCACGAUGGGCCUGCUCGCGCACUGCGACCGCCACCUCCUCACCGUGCUUUCCCAGGCUGACGUCGCUGGGCUCCAGGCAAGGCACGGUGACAGGUGGCUCCUCGUCCACCCCGUCCCUGGCGCAUUCGUCAUCAACUUUGGCCACCAGAUGGAGAUCGUCACCAACGGGGUGCUGGCCAGCGUGGACCACCGCGCCGUCACCAACUCCGCCGUGGCGAGGAUGUCGGUGGCCACACACGUGCACCCCACGGACGGGUGCCGCAUCAGACCGGCGUCAGAGAUGGUGGACGAGGCGAUGAAUCCAGCCAAGUACAGGGAACUUGCUUUCAGCGAAUUCAUGGAAGCAUAUGACGCGGCCGACGCUAGCAGGGAGGAAGUGCUCCAGUCCUUCAAGAUCAACCAUGACUAG